UGUUCGAAUUCACCAAAGCGAACAUUCCAUUAACUCCGAUCCACUCUCUUUUCUUAGGGAAAAGAAUAAUGGCUUCUCUCUCUGUAAAUUCUAUAAUUUCCCUGAGCACUUCCCUUUCAUUACAUUCUAAAAACCCACUUAUUCACAGUGUCUUCAGUUUCACGCCUUCAACCACAAGGCAUUCAGCUAUAUGCUGCUCAAAUAUUCGUCGGCGGCCGGAGUAUAAACAUGGAAAAUUCUCUGACCCUGAUUAUGUUGGUAUUUUUGACACCAGUCUUCGCGAUGGCGAACAGGCCGCUGGUGCUACCAUGACUAGUAAAGAAAAACUGGACAUUGCACGUCAGUUGGCUAAGCUUGGUGUUGAUGUUAUUGAGGCCGGUUUUCCUUUUGCCUCUGAAGCUGAGUUCGAGCUUGUAAAGUUGAUAGCACAGGAAAUUGGUAAUAACGUAGACAAAGAAGGAUACGUGCCGAUGAUAUGUGCCUUAGCUAGGUCUAGUAAGAAGGAUAUUGAAAGAGCUUGGGAUGCUUUAAAGUAUGCAAAGAAACCAAUGCUUCAUAGUAAGAAAAUAUUUCAAGAUCGAAUUAGGUCAAAAAUUGUAAUGGCCUUAAAAUAUCGUGGAGAGCAAGUACUAGGUGGUAUCUAUACUGGGAUUAAUACAAAGCAUAUAUUCAUGACGAGCAAAAUGGUAGAAGAGUACAGUGGGCUUAAGCUGCAGCCACAUAAGGCCAUUGUCGGAGCUAAUGCAUUUUCUCAUGAGAGUGGCAUCCAUCAGGAUGGAGUGUUAAAGAACAGAGAUACAUAUGAAUUUGUAUCUCUUGAAGAUGUUGGGUAUCGUCGUGCUAAUGAAAACGGUAUUAGUCUGGGAAAGCUCAGUGGCCGCCAUGCAUUGAAAGCCAAAAUGGCUGAGCUUGGAUAUGACUUUGAUGGAAAAGAACUUGAUGACCUCUUUCGUCGAUUCAAGUCACUGGCUGAGAGGAAAAAGGUGAUUACGUUGCUGAUAUUUCAUAGUGCAACAGUCAAAUUUGUGAUCGCACCUUUUCGUUCCUAGUGUUUGUCCAUAUUUUUUGAGUUAAUUUCAAAUAUGAUCACUAAUUUCUACUAUAACAAUAAAAUUUAAAUUUUUUUAUUCGCAUUAAAGUGACUGAACUAACAAUUAAAAAUAUUUGAAAAAUAUAUGAAAAAUUACGGCCAAAGAAAAACUCUUUUGACUCUCGACAUCCGAGCAUCACCACAUAGUAAUAAAUGAGAAAAUUAUUUUUUAUCAAAUUAAAGUAACUGAAUUUUACUUAUUAUUCAUAAUAAAAGAAAAUCACUAAACUAUACGCACUAUAGUGGCAAAACCUAUCCAUAUUCAAGGUGACUUUAAGUACCGGUCUAGUAGGUAGAUUUUUGUGAUUUUACUGUUAUAGUGGAUAAAAUUAAAGUCACUUUUUUUGAUAAAUUGGAAGAAUAGCCUGACAGACAUCUCACUUAUUCGGCUUUGACAUCCCGGUCCCCCUACUCCAUAUAAUUUCAACCAAACACUUAAACUUGUAUAAAACAUUAGUCUUAAACACCUCUGAUACUGUGUGUGUUGUUCACUCGUGCUGAUAUAAAGGACACAUCAGAUCCACCUCAGAUAUAUUAAUGCCACAUCAUUAUCUAUUUUUACAAAAAAUAUUUUUUUAAUAAAAAUAUCAAACUCAUCCCUUUCUUCUCCAAAAAAAAAAAACAAACCUUAUUCCUCUCUCCACCAUUCCAUCUCUGCCUCUUCCACCCGUCACCGCCACUACCAAACACUGCACCCUUCCUCUUCCAUGAGAAAACACUCAAUCAAACCUACUUCAUCUUUUAUUUUUGUCCUAAACUUCUCCAUUACUACAAUCUAUUCAACCACCCAUGGUAGUCUUGUUGCCACCAUCGCCAGCAACCACUCCAAAACCACCACUAUAUCUCCUCUUCUCUUCAUAUUCAUGUCACUCUUUCAAAACCUAGACAUUGAACGAGUUUAAUAAAAUCUAUCCUUAAAUUUUCUUUCUAGCCAAAUACCCAAAGCAAAACCAAAAAAAUUGAAAAAGAAAGAGAAGAAAUUUUUACUCAAAAUUCUUAUUGACCCCUCCAGCAACGAUAAAAUUUAUAAAACUAACAAAAUCAAGCUUCGGCGUUUUCAACAACCGAUGACGAUCCAAUUUCUGGCUUAAACACUAUUUUCAAGCUUCAAUGUCUCUUAAUUCUCCGGCGUCUUCAUUGUCUUCUUCAGUUAUUUUGAGAAAAACAAAAAUUAAAUAACUUUGUUCCUUGACUAGCUGCUCUGCUAAACUCUAUUAGUUUGGUCUUGUUAUACUGCUUCUUUUUUUAUUUUUAUCAUAGUCCAGUUGAUUGCUAAAAUUGUAAGAGAAAUAAUGUAAUGCUGUUUGAGAAAACUCUACUUGAGAAACAAAAAUUUAAUAUAGAGGGUGUGGAGCGUGUCAAUUUCAAUGGCGUUUUUAAGAGAUUUGGGGGUAAGAAGAAGCGGCUGGGAUAGAGAGGGGCGAGAUAAUGGCUAGCAUUGUUUUUAAUUUUUUUUUUCUUUUCAUUUUUCUCUUUUAUUAUUUUCUAAUCAAAUUUUGUAUAGUUACUCGCUUUUAGGAGCGUGCAAUCACUUAUUUUGUUUGACUCACAAAACAAAGGCUACAUAAGUUUGGUCAAUGGUUAGAUGAGUUUAAAACUAAUGUCUUAUACAAGUUCAAGUGCCUGAUUGAAACUAUGUGGAGUAGGGUGAUCGGAAUGUCAAAGCCGAAUAAGUCGAGGCAGUGGCGAAGCCAAGAAAUUCAACAAGGGUAUUCAAACCUUUGCCAGUGGGCUAUGUAAGGGUGUUCAAAGCCUAUUUUUAAUCAAUAACAAGUAAUAUUUUACCUUAUACGGAGUAUAAUUUUCUGGCGAAGGGUAGUCAGUUGACCACCCUUGAUUGCACGUAGCUUCGCCCCUGAGUC
Molecule: messenger RNA, 2952 nt
Organism: Nicotiana tabacum (common tobacco)
Lineage: Eukaryota; Viridiplantae; Streptophyta; Magnoliopsida; Solanales; Solanaceae
Source: RefSeq, a predicted model, not a curated record